This is a messenger RNA of Lampris incognitus (smalleye Pacific opah), 1638 nucleotides long. RefSeq names its product TAF9 RNA polymerase II, TATA box binding protein (TBP)-associated factor (gene taf9). NCBI's taxonomy places the organism in Eukaryota, Metazoa, Chordata, Actinopteri, Lampriformes, Lampridae. The coding region runs from base 25 to 765 and encodes 246 amino acids. Gene Ontology annotation, biological process: DNA-templated transcription initiation; RNA polymerase II preinitiation complex assembly. The transcript is spliced from 7 exons. Gene Ontology annotation, molecular function: protein heterodimerization activity; transcription coactivator activity; RNA polymerase II general transcription initiation factor activity. Gene Ontology annotation, cellular component: SAGA complex; transcription factor TFIID complex. The record is from RefSeq and is a predicted model, not a curated record.
AAAAACGAAAGCGCCGAAGAGAAAAUGGCCACACCGAAGUCCGUUCCUAAAGAUGCACAGGUAAUGAUCCAGAUACUCAAAGACAUGGGCAUCACGGAGUAUGAGCCUAGAGUGAUCAAUCAGAUGUUGGAAUUUACCUACAGAUAUGUGACGACCAUUAUUGAGGACGCCAAACUUUAUGCCACACAUGCCAAGAAGUCCAAUGUGGAUGCUGAUGACAUUAAGCUGGCUAUCCAGUGUCGCAUGGAUCAGUCCUUCACCUCACCACCACCGCGAGAUUUCCUGCUGGAAGUGGCCAGGCAAAAGAAUCAGACUCCCCUCCCCCUGAUCAAACCCUAUACUGGCCCUCGCCUGCCUCCAGACCGCUACUGUUUGACGGCUACCAACUACAGGCUCAAGUCCAUCCAGAAGAAGGUGACGCCCUCAGCGGGUAGAAUAACAGUACCACGCCUCAGUGUCGGGGCGGUUGCCAGCAGACCCACUACCCCAACUCUUGGUACUCCUUCCGUUCAGUCUGUCACCACCAAAGUCGGAGCUCCUAUCUCACUGACCGGCCAGCGCUUCACGGUUCAGAUCCCCACCCCCCAAACAACUGUGUCCAAGACUGCCACGUCGUCCGCUCCUACGGUCCAGAAUGUCCUAAUCAACCCCUCUCUGAUUGGCUCGAAGAAUAUCCUAAUCACCACCAACAUGGUGUCACAGAACUCUGCCAGUGAAUCACUGAAGAGGAAGCACGAAGAUGAUGACGACUAUGAUACUUUAUGACCUCAAUGACCAGGGGUUAUUUUUGCGGAAUAUUCACAUGUAUACACUUUACGUGAUAUGCAUUGUAAGGCAUCAUAAGCACAUUUUAAACAUGUUAUAUUCAUAGUGCUCAGAAUACACACUACUGUGGGAAGAUAAUGCAUUCAUAUAUGAACAUAUUGCAUUAUUAGCUAUACGUAAUGUUUAUUUAUACAUGGAAAGCUUGCUGAACACAGAUGCGCUUUUCAACAGCGUGUUCUGCUCCACAUUCAUACGAUCCCACACAUUUCGAACUGGAUGCUGCCCUUUUUAACUACGCUGUUGGCCACUGCGUGCUUGCCUUGUGCCAACAGACUUGCAUUGGAUAUUACAUGGUUCAUAAUGCCUCUACUAAAUAUCUGCCCUUGACAUGCUGGUUUUUUUGUCAACUAUUGUGAACUCAAAAAAUGAUAAUGAACAAAUUUGAUAUGAUUGCGCCAAGAUUAUUUUUACCAUAUAACUGUACAUUGGUAAUUUCAACAGCCUUAACUUACGCAGAAUUACAAUAAAGAACAUCCUUGAUGGUAUUAUAACCUUUACACCAUAGUUGCAGCUUGCCUGCUGUUAAAAUAUCGCCUUUUAAAGUAUUGUAAAUGUGGAAAAAUAAACAGGAGAAAAAAAGAUUUCCAACUCAGUCCCUGGUUACAAAAAGAGUUGCUAUAGAAACUGGCUAGGUGUGUGUAAAGCCAUUCACAGUGUGUUCAUGAUGCCUUAUAAGCAACACAUCAAGUUCAGUGUUAAAUUAUACUGUAAAUAUACUAGAAGGUCAUUCUCACAUUAGUUCCCCUCAUGUGAACAUUAUGUAAACUAUAGUGUUUUGUCUUGUCUGCCACUUUCUUAAUAAAUACAAAACCU